This is a messenger RNA of Lagenorhynchus albirostris (white-beaked dolphin), 1018 nucleotides long. RefSeq names its product gamma-glutamyltransferase 6 (gene GGT6). Gene Ontology annotation, cellular component: extracellular exosome. NCBI's taxonomy places the organism in Eukaryota, Metazoa, Chordata, Mammalia, Artiodactyla, Delphinidae. The record is from RefSeq and is a predicted model, not a curated record.
UCCCCAGGAGCCCUAUGGCGCCACCUGCUGGAUAAGGGCCGCAUGACGUGCCCAGGGAGGGUGCCUCCACCUCCUCCCCACCGGCUCAGGCUCGGGCAGGGCCUCCAAAGACUCCGCCUGGACGGCGGGCAGGCACCGUGGGCCGUGGGACCCAUAGCAGGGCCUGUGCUCUACCAGAAGCUGCUGGUCUGGGAACCAAGCCUGGAGUCUGAGGAGGAAGAGGGUGAGAUAUCAGAGCAGCUCAUUCCACAUCCUUCGGGGCCCCAGGACUCCUCUGGGAACAAGGCUGGCAGUCUGCCCGGGGCCUGGGCCCAGCUGGUGGCUGCCCUGCUGCUGGUGGCCGUUGGCUUCUCCCUGUCCGUGAGGCAACUCCACAGAGAUGCCUCUCCAGGAACCUUGGGCUCUGGGGCCCCUCCAGCCAGUGGGUGCUCCCACAGGCCUGGCGUGUACCACCGCGGCAGCAUCAUCGGCCCUACAGCCACGUGCUCCCACCUGGGUGGAGAGCUGUCUGUUGCCGGGGGCAACGUCGUGGAUGCUGGACUUGCAGCAGCUUUGUGUCUGGCGGUGGUGCAUCCUCAUGCCACAGGGCUAGGUCACUGCCGUCAGCCCCGGGAGCAGUGUCCUGGCCACCGUGGACAGCAGCGGCUCUGUGCUCCUUACCUCCUCGCUCAACAGUUCCUUCAGCUCUGGACGCCUGUCCCCAAGUGCCGGGGUUCUACUCAGCAAGCUGGUGGCCGAGUCUGCAAACAGUGCCUGGGCCUGUCCCCUCAUCCUUCUUGACAGCUCAGAUGACACAGGCCGACAUGUUGGGGCUCAUGCCUUCAGGGACCCCUGCAGCUGCCAGUCAUGACUCACUCACUGCUCAGCCACUUGGCUGGGCCCCAAACCCAGGCCCAGCAAGGACCAACAGAGCCCCGGAGCUUGUGGCCAAGGGACCCUGCUUCAGGUGUCAGCCCCCGCAGAGCAUGCCCAUGUCUCCAGUGUCCCCAGUGGCUGCUGCUCCUUUCAGGGGUUUUAA